Molecule: messenger RNA, 441 nt
Organism: Botrytis byssoidea
Lineage: Eukaryota; Fungi; Ascomycota; Leotiomycetes; Helotiales; Sclerotiniaceae
Exons: 2
Coding region: 1-441 (146 amino acids)
Biological process (GO): protein localization to membrane; vacuolar transport
Cellular component (GO): fungal-type vacuole membrane; endosome
Source: RefSeq, a predicted model, not a curated record
AUGCGCCCAAUUCCAUCCAUGCUUCUUGUAGGUAUCUUACCAUUUGGAGCAAUUUUUGUUGAACUUUACUUCAUCAUGUCCUCCAUUUGGUUUUCAAAGGUUUACUACAUGUUCGGCUUCCUCUUUUUAUGUUACGGUCUCAUGAUCAUCACCUGUGCCGCUGUCACCGUUCUUAUGAUAUAUUUCUUGCUUUGUAGCGAGAAUUACCACUGGCAUUGGAGAGCAUUUAUGACGGCCGGUGCUAGCGCUGGUUACGUAUUUGCAAAUGCCAUGAUCUACUGGGUAACAAAACUACAACUUGGUGGCUUGGCGGGUAGUGUACUUUACAUUGGGUAUAGUGCAUUAAUCUCGUUUUUGUUUUUCAUCCUUACUGGUUCAAUCGGAUAUUUUGCUUGUUGGGCUUUUGUCCAGAAGAUUUAUGGAUCUAUUAAAAUCGAUUAG